AUGGAGCACACAGAUCAAGAAACGGCAAAUAAUUCACUUCCAGAUGAUAUAGAACAAAAUUUCCUAACCCAAUUCAGUUCUAUGGUCACUACGGAUAAGGAAGAAUUAAUCAACCAGUUUCAGACUAUUGGAGAAAAUGUGAACUUAACAACCGCCACUUUUUUCUUGGACAUGAGUAAUUGGAAUCUGCAAGCAGCAGUAGGAUGUUAUUUUGAUUUUAUGGGUCAAAAUCGACAUCCCUCAAUGCGACUUGUAAAUGACAUUACGGUUGGACGAGGUGAAAAAAUCACACCAAAUACAGCGAUCAAAUUAACCUGGCUGUUACAAAACAAUGGUGAUAUUGCUUGGCCGAGUGGCACCUAUGUGAGCGUUCAACGGAACGAAAAUACAACUCGACAAAAUGCACCCUUGUCUUACGAAGAUUUAAAAUUUUACGUGCCUGCCGUCCUGCCCAAUGACACGUUUCCCGUGUCUGUGCAACUAGUGAGCCCCCCAGUAGAAGGGCCUUUCGAAACUGUGUGGUCCAUUUUUACUCCGGGAGGCAACAGUUUUGGAGAGAAUAUAAUAUCAAGACUUGAAGUUAGUUUAGAUGGAACGAUGGCCGUAACUCAACAAUUUUCUGAGCUUGAAACAAAUUCCAGUAUCGCCGAUAGCACCGUGGGAAAUUUGACAGAUUCACAGGCUAAUGAAGACAAUGAAAUGUGUUGACGGCAGAAAUUGUUCUGAGCAGCUGGAUUGGAUGACUAUAUAACUGUACUUGUAUUUUUUU
This is a messenger RNA of Anopheles nili, 769 nucleotides long. Its product is annotated as protein ILRUN. NCBI's taxonomy places the organism in Eukaryota, Metazoa, Arthropoda, Insecta, Diptera, Culicidae. The record is from RefSeq and is a predicted model, not a curated record. The transcript has 6 exons. Gene Ontology annotation, biological process: macroautophagy. Gene Ontology annotation, molecular function: ubiquitin binding. Gene Ontology annotation, cellular component: phagophore assembly site. The coding region runs from base 1 to 708 and encodes 235 amino acids.